Messenger RNA from Pseudo-nitzschia multistriata, 2233 nucleotides. NCBI's taxonomy places the organism in Eukaryota, Bacillariophyta, Bacillariophyceae, Bacillariales, Bacillariaceae. The record is from the annotation of a GenBank genome assembly.
CUACAGUUUGUUCCAAUAUUGUAGUGGAAGAAUAGGGGAACCAAAUCAUAUCGAAAUCGAACCGAACCGAUUGGUUGUUUCAUUGUUUCCACGAGAAAAUCAUGUCCUUUCAGCUCCACCACCGGUUCAAUGAGGACGGAAGUUCCACGUACACCGUAAUGUGCGGCCUGGAUUACAUCGAAGACCAUCUCGGGAACAUAACCGAGAAUCCAAUCCGGAGGCUCCGAUGGUCAGAGGAAGCCAAUCUGUAUGAGGUAAUCGAAGAGGGAGACGAAGUCAACGAUCCGGGCAGGACUUUAUACAAGCAAUCAUCCAGCUUGGACGAGGACGGAUUGCUGAAAACGGGAUUGAGUGGGGUCGACAGCAUUCUAUACCAGAACAGAACUAAGGACAACAUAGUCUUAGCCCGUGAAUGCUGGUGCGCUGCCAUUUUUCAGGGUACUCUGAAUGAACCGGGACAGCCGGUCGACAGCACAAGCGUUGUCCGGAAUCCCCCUGUGUGGUGCCCUGUCGACACCAAUGGCGACUUCAACGACGGCAAGCCUUCAUUCGGGGAUCCCAACGUCUGCCGGGCCCAGGCCAUAGUCGGGCAGGAUGGGGUGGUCCACACGGCACCGGGAUCAUACCUUGCUGCUUGCUACGUGGAGGAUCGGUUGGCCGAAUUUGUCCGAAGCGCCUGGCCCCUCUGCUGCUUCUGGGUAGCCAUGCUGAUCUAUCUCUGGUUUGCGACCAACUACGGCCGGCGCUGUCGAGGUUAUGUGUGGCGAACGACAAUGCUCUUCAUGCACGGUCGCUGUUGCGUAAUGUGUGGCGGGAGCCCCCUCCGCCAGAUCGAAGCUCCUCCUCCUCCGGACGUAGAAGAAGGCAGAUCACCCGUUGCCGCAAGGGGAGAAGGCGGGGAAAUUGCAGUGGGGACCACUUUGGAUCAAUCAACCCCCACGGAAACCAACAACUCUAGCAACGAAAAUGAAGACCAACCCAACAACACUUCGAUGGAGUUGGUGGUUCCUACCACCCGUAACACGGAAGACUCUGUACAAAAUGGAGACGACCUUCCCCCUCCUUACAUCGACCCCUGGUUUGGCAGCUACGAAAACUACGAGAUGCUUGACCACGAUAUGAGGGACCAGGCCGAGCGGACGAACAAUGAAUUCAUUUCGUGGCUAUGGUACUCGGCCGUUCAGAUGGAGGAACGAAGGGUCAAGCGUGAACGAUUGCGACGCCGGCGAGAGGAAAGGCGGCGUCGUAGGAGGGGAGAGGAUCCCGAUGAAGGCAGCAUGCUUUCAACAGAACAAGAGAACCUGCGCGCUAUGUUGGCUCCGGUGUAUUGGUGGCCUCCAGCCUAUCCCGAUGGAGGCCGGUGGGAGCACCUGGUGAACCUGACCUCGCUCGACGCAAGGGUCCGUCGGGAACGAAGGAGGCGCCGGCGUAUGUUGCGCACCGGCGAUAACAAUGAAGAUGACGACAGCAAUGACGAUUCACAGCCGCAGCAGGAAUGCCUCUUUCUCCGCACCAAGGUAUUCUGCCCUUCCAAACCAGAAACCAUCGCAGACCACGAGCAUUUCGAAGCGGGAAAACGCGAUAGAGACGACAAUCAAGAUGUAUCCGUCGAAGACACCAACAAGAUUCGAACAAUUGGUGGCGCAGACUCCACGCCUUCUGAGAAGAAAGAUGAUUCUCCCCCGCAGACAACGAGUACCAUUGCUGUUGAAAACUCAAACAGUGAUGACAGUGAAACCAAUGAUCCCGAUACGACCAUUGCAAACAGCUACAGCAACCUCGAAGAGGAGGAUAUCUCCGAAAACACAUGUUCCAUUUGUUUGUGUGAAAUCGAGGAGGGUGAGUUGGUUGGGGACAUCCCUUGUGGACACUAUUUCCACAAGGAUUGCCUCAAGGAAUGGCUGAUGAAGAGCAACCACUGCCCGUCGUGCCGGCGUCCCGGCAUUGCGUUGUACCAAAGAACACGGCGAUGAGUGAGCGAACCAACUCGAUUCAAAGCGGAGGAACGCUGUCGUAUGUCAUGGUGCGGAUUGAAUAUGCGGGGGGUGAUGACACCUCAUCAAAACAUUGCAAAGAUGUUUGAUGCGCACACGAAUAAAAGUUUCUUUCUAUUCAUUGCCACAUAUUCGAACACCUCGCGAUCAUAUCGAAUGGAUUAGGAAAAAAUAAUAAUCUGUACUAUAAUGGUGAACGCGGCUUGCACACAAACGAAAACUAAAAUUUUAAAUUUAAU